Selaginella moellendorffii is the source of this 1677-nucleotide messenger RNA. RefSeq names its product UDP-galactose/UDP-glucose transporter 2. NCBI's taxonomy places the organism in Eukaryota, Viridiplantae, Streptophyta, Lycopodiopsida, Selaginellales, Selaginellaceae. Gene Ontology annotation, biological process: transmembrane transport. The record is from RefSeq and is a predicted model, not a curated record. The coding region runs from base 372 to 1439 and encodes 355 amino acids. Gene Ontology annotation, cellular component: Golgi membrane; endoplasmic reticulum membrane. The transcript has 8 exons. Gene Ontology annotation, molecular function: transmembrane transporter activity.
UUGCGCCAUCGCAUUUCUAGGGUUCCCCCGCUAGCCAGGAGGAUUGCUCGCAGAUAGAAGCGAUCGAUUUCUUUCUGUUGCCGCAGCUACCAGCGCACGCAUCUAGGAAGGGGAAGCGCAAGCGCGCGCGACCGAUCGAUCGCUCGCGCUUUCGAUCGCAUAUUUCGCGAUAUUUCGUGCUCUGCAUGCGCCGAUCGCGUGUGCGCUACAGGUACCGAGCAUGCCGGAUCUAUCCUUGUUUUUGUUUUGAAAUAUCUGGCGCCCGGAGCACAGCAUCGGCGCUGCUCGGCGCAUCCGUGGAUUCUCUGCGGUUGAGAAGCUCUGGAAUACCGUUAAGGCGAUAGUUCCUAGAGGCGCUCGGGCGGGCGAGAAUGGGGCAGCCUGCUCCGGAAGAUAAUGUCAUUACAUUGCUCGGGAUUACUCUCACUGGCAGGCCCCGAUGGAUCCAGCUCUUGAUUUGCUCGGCGGGAUUCUUCUUUGGAUACACCGUGAACGGCCUUUGUGAGGAGUACGUUUACAAUCGCCUCCAAUUCAGCUAUGGCUGGUACUUCACCUUCGUCCAGGGAUUUGUCUACCUCGCGCUGAUUUUCUGGCAAGGAUUUCGAGUGAAGCAUGUCUUGAACCCCUGGAAAACGUACAUCAAGCUCUCUGCGGUUCUGAUGGGUUCUCACGGGCUUACAAAAGGAUCGCUCAUGUUUCUCAACUAUCCAGCGCAGAUAAUGUUCAAGUCCACCAAGGUUCUACCGGUGAUGAUAAUGGGCGCUUUUAUUCCUGGCUUACGACGAAAAUAUUCGUUCCAGGAGUAUGUGUCGGCAGUGAUGCUCGUUGUUGGACUCGUGAUAUUCACGCUGGCGGACGCUCACACUUCCCCCAACUUUCACAUAUUUGGAGUGAUCAUGGUAGUGGGAGCCCUCGUGUUGGACUCAUUCCUGGGCAACUUGCAAGAAGCGAUUUUUACCAUGAACCCAGCAACGUCACAGAUGGAGAUGUUAUUCUGCUCGACAGCAGUGGGCCUUCCAUUCUUGAUCCCGCCGAUGGUUUUGACUGGCGAGGUCUUCAGAGCUUGGACCUCAUGCUACAAUCAUCCAUAUGUCUACCUGGUCCUCGUGUUUGAAGCGAUGGCAACGUUUAUAGGCCAACUCUCCGUCCUCUCCCUCAUUGCCCUCUUUGGAGCUGCCACCACCGCCAUGGUGACCACAGCGAGAAAGGCAGUGACUCUCUUGCUAUCAUACGUGAUCUUCACGAAGCCAAUGACCGAGCAGCACGUAACGGGGCUGCUGCUAAUCGCCAUGGGCAUCAUCUUAAAGAUGCUCCCGGAAUCGUCCUCUAGCGCGCCCCCGCCAAAGCCGUCACCUCAGCGUCCCUACACAAAAGUUUCCCAGCACGAAGUAGAAGACGGCCGAGAAUUUGACGAGAGACGAGUGUCGGAAAACGUGUGACGAAGAGACACGCGCAAGAGAACUAACAAAGAGACAACGAGGACGACCGGGUCACGCAGGAAGCUCGUGCACAAAUUGGAGAGGUUGGCCGGGUGAAUAAUGCUGGUGGCUGGCGUGAGGGAAAUUCUUUGAUUUUUGAAGGCUUGUAGUGUCAAGAAUAUACCCAGAAUAACCAAGUAUAUUCUAAAAUGCAGUAUACUUAUUGUGAUCAAGCAAAUUAUUAAGCCUAAAUUUUUCU